AUGAAGAGCUCGCCCGAGGGUGGCUUCACAUCCAAGAAGUGGAUAUAUGGGAGGGGCAGCAUUGUCGGUGUGCUAAAACCUGCGCUGCUAGAGGAGGAGCUUCAGCUUGGACAAGAUACCCUAGUCGUGCUUUCGGAUGAGUUCGGCUUCACAUCGAAGGCUACGUUUGACAGUACUACUGCGAUGAGGAAGGAGCCCUCUCCACAGAAAGCAAAGGCCGAACUGGGAAAAAGGCGAAACCCUUUCAGCAGCAGCCCUGAUGCUUCGCCAUCUAAACGCACCAAGGACUUUUCGUCUGGUAGAGACGAAUAUAUCCCUAUGGACCCGCGGCUUGAACAGGAAUUAGCGGGUCACGAGACGGGAUCAAUGCUUGCAGCAGGUUAG
Molecule: messenger RNA, 384 nt
Organism: Ilyonectria robusta
Lineage: Eukaryota; Fungi; Ascomycota; Sordariomycetes; Hypocreales; Nectriaceae
Exons: 1
Coding region: 1-384 (127 amino acids)
Source: RefSeq, a predicted model, not a curated record